UGGUUUGAUCUCGAAAGUUCAAAGCUUGAAAGAAACAAAAAACGAUCACGCCAGGCAGCCACAUGGCUUGGCCGAUCAUAAAUCUCUAAUAAAUAUUUUCUCCAUGAUUCAUGAUUGAAAAGCUUGAUCGAUUAAAUAUAUUCCGAAGGGUAUGAUAUUUUUAGUGAAUGUGAAGCUCAAACAGACAGACAAUGACAAUUGGAAAUGGUCGGUGUUGGCAUACAAACAAAAGAGAUAUAAUUCUUUCUUUUGAUUAGAAUUUUGUUAUUGUUUUGAUUUUCAAAAACUCUUAUCUUUUGGUACUAUAGCCACAACCAUCCUCAGUGGGUUUUCCAUAUUCCAUUUGCUUUCCUCUCUUUUGUAUUUCUGUUUGGAAUUUUCUAGCUAAUCUAGGGACAGGUCGGAUUUAUGGUCCAAUUUGAUAAUUUAAAAUAUAUUUUAUUAUAAGAACAAAAAGUAAUAAAAAGAAACUAAUUCCAGCACUGCUUGCUAAUUGUUGUGCUAACUUCCCUUUCAAUUCAAGACUAAGCACUCUCUUGCAGAAUCCAUUUUUCCUUUUCUUUUUUAACAUAACGCUAAAGAAAAAGAGCUCUCUUUCCUUUCUCUUCCAUUUUCUUUUUGCUUCUGCCUUUUGGGUUGCACGGUCCAUUGGCAAAAUAAAAGAAAGUUUCUUCUUUUCUUAGUGGGAUUCUGUGGUUCUAAAGAGUUGGAGACAGAGAGAGAGAGAGAGUGGGAGAAGGGAAAAAAAAAGAGAUGGGUUCAUGUGUUUCAGUGCAUAAGAGCUCUCAAGAGUCUGCCAUGAAACUUGGGCUUUUUAUAGAGCCUAAAACAGAUAGCCUUAUCAUUCCACCUUCACCUGUUAAAGAGAAACCUGCUGCUGCCAAUGGUCACUUUGCACUUGAAUCUCAAUCUUCCUCUACUUUUAAAGAUUUAGGUAGUAAAGAUGAAACUUUUUUUGAUUCCCGAGCGUAUCUCGAUUCAGAUUGUGAGGAUGAUUUCGUUAGUGUCAAUGGGGAUUUUACUCCUCAUAGUAAUACCCCAGUUCAUCGGAGCUUCUUUGUGGGGACAUCUCAAGUUAACAAAGUCGGUGAUGAUGGAUCUCCAGGGUCAGUUUCUGAAACAUCCCCAUCAGGGAAGAAAAAGAAGCUGGUUGAACUAUUCCAAGAGAGCAUUAGGGAUGACCAUGAUACUACCGAGCCAAAUACCUCAAGCAACCAGGACACUGCCACUGAAAAGAUAGUCAAACCAACUAUCCAAGACAUACUACCUCCAAAAUCCGUAGAUGGUACCCCUUAUGUCUCUGGAGCUAACUCCUGCUGCAGUAGUGAAAGGACUGUGAAUGGAGAUAACCCUAUCUUUAAAGAGAAGCCAUUAAGAUCUGUACAGUGUUGCCUUCCCAGCUUGGUUUCAUGUAGUAGUUUUAGUGAGAGGAAGAAGAAGAUGAGCCCUGCAAUAGCUGCAAACGAUAAGCCGUAACUUCCAUCCGCUACCAGCAAUUAGAUUGAAGAAGCCUGGAUCUUGAUUCCCAGAGAUCAUUUGCUCAAGAUGACUUCAAAUUUUUGUCAGAAUUAACGAAGUCUUGGUGUCAUGGUUACUUAAAUAUGGGAUUUUCGGAUUCAGGGAAAUGAAAAAAAGCUGCCCUGGCCUAUUAGUAGUAUACCGUCUCAGUCAACCUGAAGGUAUUAAUUUUCUUUUCGACACGAAGUUUAUAACAUUACAGGUAUUGUGUGAUAAAAAUGCAAAAGAAUCAAAGGAAAACUUGUAAAUGACUCUUGUAAUCAAUUUCAUAUAUAUUAUGUAAAGUAUUUUUUAUAUAUCUUAAGUAACUUAAGGGUUGUGAAA
Molecule: messenger RNA, 1842 nt
Organism: Gossypium arboreum
Lineage: Eukaryota; Viridiplantae; Streptophyta; Magnoliopsida; Malvales; Malvaceae
Exons: 3
Coding region: 754-1476 (240 amino acids)
Source: RefSeq, a predicted model, not a curated record